This is a messenger RNA of Procambarus clarkii (red swamp crayfish), 1488 nucleotides long. NCBI's taxonomy places the organism in Eukaryota, Metazoa, Arthropoda, Malacostraca, Decapoda, Cambaridae. The record is from RefSeq and is a predicted model, not a curated record.
AUGCCUGUAGAUAGAGCCAAACUGGUUAGCAUCUUGAAGGUCUUAAAUAAGAGGGACCUCAGUGCCCUGGGGGACCUCAGUGCCCUGGGGGACCUCAGUGCCCUGGGGGACCUCAGUGCCCUGGGGGACCUCAGUGCCCUGGGGGACCUCAGUGCCCUGGGGGACCUCAGUGCCCUGGGGGACCUCAGUGCCCUGGGGGACCUCAGUGCCCUGGGGGACCUUAGUGCCCUGGGGGACCUCAGUGCCCUGGGGGACCUCAGUGCCCUGGGGGACCUCAGUGCCCUGGGGGACCUCAGUGCCCUGGGGGACCUCAGUGCCCUGGGGGACCUCAGUGCCCUGGGGGACCUCAGUGCCCUGGGGGACCUCAGUGCCCUGGGGGACCUCAGUGCCCUGGGGGACCUCAGUGCCCUGGGGGACCUCAGUGCCCUGGGGGACCUCAUGAAAACAUCUGUGAAUACAACAGUGAAAACAUCUGUGUAUACAACAGUGAAAACAUCUGUGUAUACAACAGUGAAAACAUCUGUGUAUACAACAGUGAAAACAUCUGUGUAUACAACAGUGAAAACAUCUGUGAAUACAACAGUGAAAACAUCUGUGUAUACAACAGUGAAAACAUCUGUGUAUACAACAGUGAAAAUAUCUGUGUAUACAACAGUGAAAACAUCUGUGUAUACAACAGUGAAAACAUCUGAGUAUACAACAGUGAAAACAUCUGUGUAUACAACAGUGAAAACAUCUGCGUAUACAACAGUGAAAACAUCUGUGUAUACAACAGUGAAAACAUCUGCGUAUACAACAGUGAAAACAUCUGCGUAUACAACAGUGAAAACAUCUGUGAAUACAACAGUGAAAACAUCUGUGUAUACAACAGUGAAAACAUCUGUGAAUACAACAGUGAAAACAUCUGUGUAUACAACAGUGAAAACAUUUGUGAAUACAACAGUGAAAACAUCUGUGAAUACAACAGUGAAAACAUCUGUGUAUACAACAGUGAAAACAUCUGUGAAUACAACAGUGAAAACAUCUGUGUAUACAACAGUGAAAACAUCUGUGUAUACAACAGUGAAAACAUCUGUGAAUACAACAGUGAAAACAUCUGUGAAUACAACAGUGAAAGCAUCUGUGUAUACAACAGUGAAAACAUAUGUGUAUACAACAGUGAAAACAUCUGUGAAUACAACAGUGAAAACAUAUGUGUAUACAACAGUGAAAACAUCUGUGAAUACAACAGUGAAAACAUCUGUGUAUACAACAGUGAAAACAUCUGUGAAUACAACAGUGAAAACAUCUGUGAAUACAACAGUGAAAACAUCUGUGUAUACAACAUUGAAAACAUCUGUGAAUACAACAGUGAAAACAUCUGUGAAUACAACAGUGAAAACAUCUGUGUAUACAACAGUGAAAACAUCUGUGUAUACAACAGUGAAAACAUCUGUGUAUACAACAUUGAAAACAUCUGUGAAUACAACAGUGAAAACAUCUGUGUAA